CGGUGUCCUCUGCUUCUUGCCUGAGUUUAGUAAAAUUUCAAGCAUUGUCUCUUUUACUCGGUAAGUUUUCUUGUUUGAUACACAUAUUCGCUUCUCACAUCAGAAAUUGAUAUCAAAGAUUGUUUGGAGAAAUUUUUGGAGGUGAUGGACAACGGGAAUGAUCAACAAAUCGAUGUUGGCUCGGUAGUUGAAGCAGUUUCGGCUGAUCAUUCCUUUGGUGCUCCUCUCUAUGUAGUUGAGAGUAUGUGUAUGCGCUGCGGUGAAAAUGGAACAACUAGAUUUCUAUUGACCUUAAUACCUCACUUCAGAAAGGUCUUAAUAUCUGCAUUUGAAUGUCCGCAUUGCGGAGAAAGGAAUAAUGAAGUUCAGUUUGCUGGCGAGAUUCAACCCCGAGGAUGCUCUUACCAUCUAGAGGUUUCAGCUGGUGAUGUGAAGACAUUUGACCGGCAAGUUGUAAAAUCUGAAUCAGCCACUAUUAAGAUUCCUGAACUGGAUUUUGAGAUUCCACCAGAGGCCCAAAGUGGUAGUUUAUCUACGGUGGAAGGGAUACUAUCCAGGGCUGCUGAUGAACUGAGUGCCCUUCAAGAAGAACGCAGGAAAGUGGAUCCUAAAACAGCUGAAGCAAUAGACCAAUUCUUGUCUAAACUGAGAGCUUGUGCUAAAGCAGAGACAUCAUUCACCUUCAUUUUGGAUGAUCCUGCUGGAAACAGUUUCAUUGAGAACCCACAUGCUCCAUCAUUAGAUCCCUCACUAACGAUCAAGUUCUAUGAGCGUACACCCGAACAACAAGCAACUCUUGGAUAUCUUACUAACCCAUCUCAGACUGGACAGUCAGAAAGAAGCCUGGGAACACCUUCUACUCAAACAACUGCUCUACCUCAUGGAACUAUCGGAGCAACAGCUGGUCAUCGGGCUAUUGCGCAGAGUAAUAGCACUGAUAUUUCAGAUAACUUGUUUAGAUACUCUGCGCCUGAAGAGGUGAUGACUUUCCCUUCAACUUGCGGAGCAUGUACAAAGCUGUGUGAGACACGGAUGUUCGUUACUAAAAUCCCGUAUUUUCAGGAGGUUAUCGUCAUGGCAUCUACAUGUGAUGAUUGUGGCUAUCGGAAUUCUGAGUUGAAGCCUGGUGGUGCAAUUCCUGAAAAGGGAAAGAAAAUUACGCUCUCUGUGAAGAACAUAACUGACCUUAGCCGCGAUGUUAUCAAGUCAGACACUGCAGGAGUGAAAAUCCCAGAACUUGAUUUGGAGCUAGCUGGUGGUACACUUGGUGGAAUGGUAACAACAGUGGAAGGGUUGGUCACACAGAUCAGAGAAAGCUUAGCGAGAGUCCAUGGAUUCACUUUUGGUGACAGUUUGGAGCAGAGUAAGAUUAACAAGUGGAAAGAAUUUGGAUCCAGACUAACUAAGCUUCUAAGCUUAGAACAGGAAUGGACAUUGAUUCUUGAUGACGAAUUAGCGAAUUCUUUUAUUUCACCAGUAACAGAUGAUAUCAAAGAUGAUCAUCAGCUCACAUGUAAGUUACUCAAUGUUCCUUGACUACAACCUUAAGUGGGAUCGAAGCAUAUACUAGGACCGUUGAUUUCGUAUCCGUCUCAUUAACUAAAGGUGUUCCUUGCAUGUUUCUCACGGAAGGCUUUUAUAUACAGUCGUUGUAGAUCAAGAAGAAACAACGUUAUUUGAUUUUCUGCUUACUGUAUAAUGAAAUCGACUUGAAUUAGGAGUGAAUAUGUCAAUUAGAACUGGAGUCUUGGGGUUCAAGUAACAAAUGUUGUUGUGUUUUUUAAACUACAGUUGAAGAGUACGAGAGAUCAUGGGAGCAAAACGAGGAGUUGGGUCUCAACGACAUUGAUACUUCUUCAGCUGAUGCUGCUUAUGAGUCCACAGAGCCAACUAAAUUACCUUAAACCUGAAAAAGUGUCUCUAUAAUCAGAGAAUUAUGAUCUGUAUUUGGGACAGAUUAUUAUGUUUAUGUUGUAUGGGUAUCACCGUAACAGUUUAGAGAACCUCAAAGAACCCUACCAGUACCAGCAAACUACUUUUCUUCACAUAGUCUUUAAGUAAAUAUUUUUCAUAUGUCAAUAAGAAUAGUGAUUUUAAAUAGUAAGAAAUCAACCCGGAGUUUUUGAAAGCGCAAGUCCAAUAACU
Molecule: messenger RNA, 2145 nt
Organism: Arabidopsis thaliana (thale cress)
Lineage: Eukaryota; Viridiplantae; Streptophyta; Magnoliopsida; Brassicales; Brassicaceae
Product: ZPR1 zinc-finger domain protein
Exons: 16
Coding region: 145-1536 (463 amino acids)
Cellular component (GO): nucleus
Molecular function (GO): zinc ion binding
Source: RefSeq, marked reviewed